AUGAAGUUUCACCCUGAAACCAACGCAUACGUGAAGUUCCACCGUGAGACCAACGGAUACGUGAAGUUCAACCGUGAGACCAAUGGGUACAUGAAGUUCCACCCUGAGACCAAUGAGUACUCGAAAUUCCACCGUGAGACCAACGGAUACGUGAAGUUUCACUGUGAUACCAACGGAUACGUGAAGUUUCACUGUCAUACCAAUGGGUACGUGAAGUUUCACCCUGAAACCAACGGAUACGUGAAGAUUCACCGUGAUACCAAUGAGUACGUGAAGUUUCACUCUGAUACCAAUGGGUACGUGAAGUUUCACCCUGAGAGCAACGGAUACGUGAAAUUUCACAGUGAGAAAAGCGUAUACAUAAAGUUUCACUGUGAUACCAAUGGAUACGUGAAGUUUAACCCUGAGAAGAAGGGCGCCGCCAAAUUCUAG
Messenger RNA from Cryptotermes secundus, 432 nucleotides. Its product is annotated as protein LIAT1-like. The transcript has a single exon. Lineage: Eukaryota; Metazoa; Arthropoda; Insecta; Blattodea; Kalotermitidae. The coding region runs from base 1 to 432 and encodes 143 amino acids. The record is from RefSeq and is a predicted model, not a curated record.